Bactrocera oleae (olive fruit fly) is the source of this 929-nucleotide messenger RNA. RefSeq names its product Glutathione S transferase T3 (gene GstT3). The record is from RefSeq and is a predicted model, not a curated record. NCBI's taxonomy places the organism in Eukaryota, Metazoa, Arthropoda, Insecta, Diptera, Tephritidae. Gene Ontology annotation, molecular function: glutathione transferase activity. Gene Ontology annotation, biological process: glutathione metabolic process. Gene Ontology annotation, cellular component: cytoplasm.
AGACAAUUUUGCAAUGACGACAGUUGGUCGCGGCACGGCAAAGAGUUUGGUAACAAGAAAAAGAGUGUUCGCCGUGGGAGCUUGUAAAGUGUAGUCUUUGUUUUUGUAAUUGUCAAAUAGUUGCGGUCCAAAGGUGAAAAUGUCACUGCGUUUCUACUAUGAUUUUAUGUCGCAGCCGUCGCGUGCGCUCUUUAUCAUAUUCAAAAUUAGCAAUGUCCAAUAUCAAGAUUUUCCGGUAGCCCUGCGCAAAGGUGAGCACUUGACUGAAGAGUUUAAGCAAAAUGUCAAUCGUUUCCAGCGGCUGCCCUGCAUUAUCGACGAUGGCUACAAAUUGGCCGAAAGUAUUGCUAUACUUAGAUAUCUCAGCGCAAAGGGCAAAAUACCCGAACAUCUAUAUCCCAAAUAUUUUGUGGAGCAGGCGCGUGUUGAUGAGUUUCUCGAAUGGCACCACAUCACUUUGCGCGUGACUUGCUCCCUUUACUUUCGCACGAUUUGGUUGGAUCCACUGAUCACCGGUGUACGACCGUCAAAUGAGAAAAUCCAAAACCUGACUAAACUUAUGGAGGACAAUUUGGAUAUUAUCGAAAAUGUGUGGCUGCAAAAAACAGAUUUCCUCACCGGACAGCGAUUGACUGCGGCGGAUAUUUUUGCAGCGUGUGAAAUAGAACAGACACGUUUGGCUGACUACGACGUGCGUAUAAAAUAUCCGAAAAUUAAGGCAUGGUUAAAGCGCGUGCGUGCCGGCUGCAAUCCACACUAUGAUAAUGCGCACCAAUAUGUGUAUAAAAUCAGUGGGACUGCACCACAUGCGAAACUAUAAGGAAAGAAGCUGUUUUGUGAUAUUUUUUAAAAGAAAAUAAAAUGUUAUGGAAUUAAAUAAAAAAAAUUAUAUAAUUAACAAAACAGAAAUAAAAUUAAUAUAUAAUAUA